AUGGCUGAGGUGGCAGGAAUUCUCGGUACGACUGCCGGUCUGAUAUCCCAGGGGCUCCAGGUGUAUGGCGCAAUCUCCAAGUAUCUGGAAGCUGUCAAGGGGAGACAGCGAGAACUCGACUCUGCAAGGCGAUUGGGCGACAAUUUGAAGCGCUGCAUCGACGCUAUCUCUGUUGCGACAUCCAAACCCUCCUUUCGCAAUUUGGCAUCCAGCGACCCACUCGACGCGACCCUGGCAAGUUGCCAAAGCGAGCUUGUCGCCCUGGAAGCAUUGGUCAUGCGGCUGCAGGGACCAUCUGCGCCCAUCAGCACGAUAUCUGGAAGGUUUCUAGAAAAGGGGAGAAAGCUAGCUUUCCCUUUUCAUCGGGAAACCAUGAUCGAACUUGAGAAGAAACUAGGUUCAGCGAUUGUGGUUCUCCAAACAGCAAUGCAGGCCUUGGGCUUGUGA
Molecule: messenger RNA, 447 nt
Organism: Colletotrichum siamense
Lineage: Eukaryota; Fungi; Ascomycota; Sordariomycetes; Glomerellales; Glomerellaceae
Exons: 1
Coding region: 1-447 (148 amino acids)
Source: RefSeq, a predicted model, not a curated record